Bombus impatiens (common eastern bumble bee) is the source of this 957-nucleotide messenger RNA. Its product is annotated as dynein regulatory complex subunit 2-like. The transcript has 2 exons. The coding region runs from base 217 to 420 and encodes 67 amino acids. The record is from RefSeq and is a predicted model, not a curated record. Lineage: Eukaryota; Metazoa; Arthropoda; Insecta; Hymenoptera; Apidae.
UUACGCUACCAAUAAACUCACGGUUGCACGUGUCGUGUGCUACAAUAUAACACGCGACAAAUGCCUAUCGACGUGGUAUACACGUCGCUGACGAUUUUGGAACGAAAGCAUCUCGACGUGCGUGGCACGUCUUUCUAGCGCAAGUGGUUAACCAAGUAGCGGUAGAUUGUGACAGUGAGUGAUUUAUUAGGUUGCAAGAAAGAUAAACAUAAAACAAUGACGAUGUCUAAGGAAUAUAAUCACAGUGUAAAAUACAUGAAAGAUUUGAUGAUCAAAGCUGAACGUAUACUCGCUUAUAUGCAAAUGUGUCGAAAAUACGAGACGCAAGAUGAAAAAGUACUUCCAAUGAUUGAUAAUCAUCCUAUGCAAUUACCAACAACCGAUAACAAUAUCCUUCCAUUUCAAACAGUUAGACUAUGAAAGACUUUCAAUAUCUCAUUAAUUUUUGGCGUCGACUAAAUUUUGCGCAAAUAAUCACCAAAGAAUUACGUACAGAAAAAUGCCAGUUACUGAUACAAGCGAACUAUUUACGAAAAUUGAUGAAACGCUACUUUAUUGAUGAGACAAGUCCGAUGUAGUUCGAAGCAUAUAUUUCGACAAAUCAAUGAAUAGUACACAUAACAAAGGUCUACUAAAAAUCGGUUUAUUAUCAUCAAGUACAAGUGUGAUGGUGGUACUCGUAUACCAUUGAAAAUGACGUGAUUAUAUCAAUUUCUUCUCAGAGGUAUUCUCACGUAUUUACAUGAGAUCAUAAACGUUAGAUCAUAAUAAAGAAUCAAAAAUGCAGUAAUAUGAACAAUUUGUGUAAGAAUUUCAAAUUUCUUAUGCAUUCCUAUAACAAGCAUACAGUGUACCGAUAAACAUGAGACGUGUAGAGUACAGCUUGUUUUUAAUAAAUAGAAUUGUUCAUAGCUGCGAUAAUUCAUUAUAAUCACAAAUCUAACUUAUUUCGCAUAU